Messenger RNA from Ipomoea triloba (trilobed morning glory), 554 nucleotides. RefSeq names its product anther-specific protein LAT52-like. The record is from RefSeq and is a predicted model, not a curated record. The transcript has 2 exons. Bases 24 to 533 code for a protein of 169 amino acids. NCBI's taxonomy places the organism in Eukaryota, Viridiplantae, Streptophyta, Magnoliopsida, Solanales, Convolvulaceae.
AAUAAAAAUAAAUAAAAACAAAAAUGGCAAAGGCUACCAUUGCACUCGUCUCUGCCGCCAUCUGCUUCUUAGCCUUUGCCGGCUUCGCCGCCGGCAAACCCGGCGAGAAAUUCACAGUGGAAGGCAGAGUCUACUGCGACACCUGCCGCGUCAAAUUCGAGACCAAAAUCAGCGAAUACCUCACAGGCGCGGUUGUGCGUCUGGAUUGCAGGAACCUGAAAACGGAGAAAGAGACGUACACGGAGGAGGCGACAACGACGGCGAACGGGAACUACACGCUGGAGGUAGAGGGGGAUCACGAGGAGGCGAUCUGCGACGUGACGGUGGUGAAGAGCCCCCGGGAGGAUUGCAAGCAGACGGUGCCGUCGCUGGAGAAAUCGCAGGUGCUUUGCAGCGAGAACGCCGGCUUGCACUCCUUCGUUCGCUACGCUAACCCGCUUUUCUUCGUGCCGGAGAAGCCCGAUCCAAGGUGCAAGAAGGUUCUGGAAGAUAUAGGGUAUCUUCCCGAAGACCCCACCUUCACAGGCCUCUAAACAAUCACAAUAUAAUUAUAA